AUGAUCCUAUCAAAUCCUCGAAACCCACGCAGUCAUCAAAAGAAGCAGCUCGCCUUCCCGAGGCCACGCAAUUUCCUCAAAAACAAACCCGAGGCCAAUGUCCGGGUCGUAGCAAACCCGCAACAGCAGAUCGAGCGUUCACGCGAAGCCGGUCCGAUUCAAUCAUGUCCAAACAGCCCCGUCUCCAAACAACGACGUAAACCCGGUGAGCAAAGGACAACGGUACUUGCGGCGGAACCGUCCGUUUGCUUGAACAAUCCCGACUACGAAACGAGACCCUAUGAUCCCCCCCAUCAAACUCGGCCGCCGGAUCGAUGGCCACUGGAUUUGAGUUCCAUCCGCUUGAUAAUUUCCAUGCCAAAAGCCACAGGUUUGCGCCAACGCACGAUCUCAGCAUUCCAGAUCGACCUCGCCACGUCACCAUGCCUUUUCGCUGACGAGACCCUGCCAGCGAGGUCAAACACCACCAAACGUUUGACGAGGCAAUAUGAAAGAGCGUUCGAGCCUCCCCGUUUCUCAGCUCCGCACAGCAAAGUCCGUUGA
Molecule: messenger RNA, 543 nt
Organism: Letharia columbiana
Lineage: Eukaryota; Fungi; Ascomycota; Lecanoromycetes; Lecanorales; Parmeliaceae
Exons: 1
Coding region: 1-543 (180 amino acids)
Source: RefSeq, a predicted model, not a curated record